This is a messenger RNA of Amoebophrya sp. A25, 5494 nucleotides long. The record is from the annotation of a GenBank genome assembly. NCBI's taxonomy places the organism in Eukaryota, Dinophyceae, Syndiniales, Amoebophryaceae.
AGAAUAAAUAGAAAUUGUUGUUUAGGAAUUUGAAAAAGGCAAAGGGCGCACUUCUCUGCGUCUGCAUCCUACCUUGAGGUAAAAAAUAUAAGUUGUAAGAAGAAAGGAACAUGGGUAAUUGUGAAAGCUGCUUCCAGGGUGUUGAGACGGCCCUCAACUCUGGAGGAAGCGGUCCGCGUGGAAGUGUGACGUCUUCAAGUUUGCCGAGAUGUGUGAGGACCUUAGACCCUAGACCUGAACCGUUCGCACCCGUAAGUGGCAUGGGGAUUUUGUUAUGGCGUCUGGUAGUGUUAUACUUACACUGACUUAGACCUACUAGACCGUGUUCUUUUACUAUGUAUAUGUAAGUUCUGGCGAUUUAUGAGACUGGCGUUUUUUUGACAAGAAUCUGGUAUUAAUUUUUUGACAAGAAUGAAGUACCGAAAUGUCCCAGCACAACGAACAUCAUCAUAGUAGGAUCAUCGUGCUGUUACGCUGAAAUGAAUUAACAUCUGCUCUUUUAUACCCCUUGACUGGGUACACUACUACUACUGCUACUCCUACUACUAAGUUGUUCCAACUCGUCCUCCAUUCUCCACCUUUCUAACUCCGACCACCUCCUUCGGUGGCCUGCCACCUCCAGCAUCGGUUCCAGAGGUCCUAGCAUCAGGAAAAACUACUUCAACGGCGCCUCUGAACGAAUUCUCUUCCGCAAAAGGUCGCAGACGCGCAGUGCUGAUAGGAAUAAACUACUUUACGAACAAUACUAUGCAUUCACUUUGAAUGAUCUAUGUAUAGGAAUAUUUCUUUACUGUCGAGCACUUUUGAAUAGAGUCAGUAAAAUGAAGCUGAGUUGUCUUAGAAGUCACUAAGUUCUGGUGAUAGUGAGCACCAUCGUGAUGAAGACUCCUGCGCUGACUUCAGAUCUUGUGAUUUUCAACAUUAUCCUUCUCUAGAAAGAACGUCCGACGAGAACGAUUUGCUAGAAAUGACUACCCUACGUUGUAGCAGAUCUCAACAUUAUCCUUCUCUAGAAAGAACGUUCGACGAGAACGGCAGUUCAUCUAACUCCUACGGAACCCAAGCUGAACUUGCGGGAUGCGUCAACGACGUGCGAAAUGUGGAGCGGUUACUGAAAGACACUUUCGGUUGGACGCCUGGCGCUUUGGGAGAGUCCUCUCGAGACGAGAUCUAUAGUUAUGAAUUCUAGACAACUUCAUGAGAAGUCUAAACAACACUUUAAAAGCCCAUACUUUAAAAGUAGGAAGUCACGAGUACAACACGUACUAAUGUAGUAUAGGAGAUAGAAGUACUGGCUUAUAGGCUUUAAUUCAAGGAACCACUACAGUUACAAGGUCCAAAAUUCAAGAAAGAGAAGGUCAUUUUUAGGCUGGGAGUAGGGCAAAUUUGCCAAUGCUACCACAGUAGCCUGAUGCAGACCACUCUACUGAGCAACUCCUCAUACCGAAAAUAGAAGCCCCAAUGUGAGGAGGGGAGUAUCGCAAAUUUUUCUUUUUUGCAUAUUUCAGCAAAUUUUACCAUGUAAGAGAGACUGAACUUUUCUCAUUUGCGAACAUUUCAACGGAUGAAAAACUUUCAAAGUCCGGAUGGAUCUAAUCUAAGCUUGUCGAUGACCCCUAUAUGCGAACGACGAAACCCACGAAGGACAACAUCCUAGACGCACUACGAUGGCUGGUGGAGGGAGCCGUGGCAGGAGAUGCUCUGUUUCUGCUGUAUUCUGGACAUGGGGCGCAAGAGGUAGUUGUACUAUUAUUUAGUAUUUAGUACUUAGUGCGGAUAUGAGGAUUCUAUGAUAAUUACGUCUAGCUUGACGCUUACUCACUCUAAACCUAAAGGCCGACCCCAACGGUCUUGAGGAAGAUGGGAUGAAUGAUACGAUUUUGCCGUGUGAUUUUGAACGCGCGGGCAUGAUCUCUGACGAUGUUUUGACCGAAGUUUGCAUUAGGCCAUUGGCUGAAGGAGUUUCCUUUACGGCGAUUAUCGAUGCUUGUCAUAGUUAAGGCUAGGAUUGAUGAUCGUAAUCCAUUGGAAGAAAAGUAGACCACUAGCCCUGUAGUGCAUGAAGUCUAGACGUAAUCCAUAUCUAUCUUGUUCCAUCUACUGCUCUUCUAUGAACAAGAUUCCUUUCUACUUGUUUAGCAUAAAAAGUAUUUCUGUAAGAAAGGAGAAACUAGAAGGAUAGCGAUACAACUGCUCUACGCACAGAGUAAAUAGCUAUAGAGGAGGAUGAGUUAUGGAAAUAACAAGGCUAAGAUACCGGUACAGCGUUAGAUCUGCCUUGGACGUGGCAGGGAGACAAGCAACUGUGGCGAGAGGAUUGGAAUCCGUUCUUUACUCGCGGAGAUUGCGUCAUGUUUAGCGGUUGUCAGGAUGAUCAGACGAGUUCGGAUGGUGGGCAUGAUCUUUACUUAUGGUGAGGAGAGGGAGCUAGAGAUCUGCUGUGCAGGAGUAAAGACACUGGAAGUACUUAGCGUGUAGCCGAGGAGAAGCUACCGAUGUAAAAACUACGUGCUCGAAAAUCACCUCGUCGAGGAAUCCGGGGCUUGAACACCUGCGUCGUUAUCCUGUUUGUCAAGUUUAGACUUAUUUGUACUCGUCUCUGUCCUGUAAUAAGGAUUCUGUUCAUCUCGUGCAAAAUAAGAUUCUUGACUAUCUAAGGCUCAAAAGCUUACUUGUAAAACAACUUUGUAUCACUAUCACGACUCUAAUACUUGGUCGUCGAGGGGGUGCGCUCACAACAGCGUUCUGUGCGGUGUUCAGCAAUGUGCAGUAUAGUGGUACGAACACACCAGCAGCGGUCUUCACAGGUGCGGCGGAGGGAACAAUUUAUGACCUGUACUUGGAGUUCUUGCAUUGGAGUUAGUGGGUUGGAUAAUAAAGCCGAUAUACGAAUGAAUAUUAUACAUAGGUGUAGUCAUUCGCAUUCCACAUCCACCUUAUGAUCAAAAUCAAAUACUCGCAUACUCUCUCCUCGAUCGAUAAUCCACCAUGUUUCAUCUCCCCAACCCCAACUCGAUUCCGAGCAGCACGCCGGGUCUCUCUGCGCCGCUGAUUACCUACGAUGCUCUGCUGCACAAGCUGCUCGACGCUAUGCGAGCAAAUGGCUUCUCACAGACACCCCAGAUGUCAUCAUCACAGGCUUUUGAUCAGAAAAAGCGGCUUUUUGCACCAGUACUAUGUGGACAAAGCAAGCAAGAAGUUGAGGACGCACUGUCACCGAGUGCUGUUAUGAUGAGAAUAGUGAUGUGUCUUUAUUAGUGGGCAGUCCGGGUGGUAGUUUACAGGUUUCUAGUGUUGCUUGCAUUGCUUGAAACCAAUGGAUAUUCGAAUUUUUCAUUCAAGUACGUCAAUCUGAAAAUCCUUUUUUUUUCUCAAGAUUCUUUUAUUGGCUAGAGGCUUCUUUUAAAAAAUCAAAAAUAUCUUGAAAUACAUACAUUUUUGAAUUUGAACGAUUUUUCCAAGUUUCUAAUUCUUCGAGGAAAAACAAUCGUGAGCGCCUUAGUCCGCUCAGCCAAGCUGCAUUCAGUGCGGAUCCAUCGACGUUCAUGAUUGUACCUGGCAAGAACAGCGCCCAUGAUGUUAUGAAUGGACUUUUCGCUUUCUUUUCAGCAUGCUGAUAGACGUUUCAUUCUAAUAAAUAAGAACUCCAUUGAUUCGGGACUGAGUUUACCAGUGCUGCUACACGAAGUCGUCCUACUUUUAUGCAAGUAGGUGUUGUAUCUUCUCACGCUAAAAAUGGUAACAACAGCGAGGCAGAAUCCACUUGCAGUGCUGGCGCUAGUAGUACCCAGCUACCGCGUUCCUUGGAGCCGCUUGGACCCGGCGGCAUGCGGUGCAUAGAGGAGGACCAGGAACUACAAUUCGGCUAAUUGGAAGUCCAUUGGAAUCGAUGCUGAUGGAUUUGGGUACUAGCGCAUGGAUUUUUCUGGAGAUAUUGAUGGAUUGUUUUAGAUAAGUAUUUAAAAAGUUGGUUUAUUUAAGUUUCUAUCUUCCUCUGGUCUUUCUUUUUUUCUAGUUAGGUCGGCUCCACCACAAUUAUCAGGCUGAGAACGUGUUGCUAAUCUACUUACUACAACUACAACGAAGUUGUACAACAAGUCUAUGAUCAUCAUUUUCCCAUGAUUCCCUUUCCUUUUUUCCAGGUAUGCUUUUCCUUGAAGACGCUAUUGCGGAAGAGGUAGGCGAUGGUCUCAUCGACGCAGGCAAGGACGUCUUUGAUGGUGCAGGGGAUCUCUUAGGGGGCGCUGGAGACCUACUGGGUGGCCUUUUUGGCGGGGGUGAGGACCUUGUGGAUGAUAUAGCGGAUGAUGUUUUCUGAGUGUAAGUGUAAGACGAUGUGGGAUCUUUUUUGAGUAUAAGUACUGUGCGUGGGUGUUAAGGUUAACAGUAGCACAAAGUAGAUAGUGUCCUUUUCUGUGGUUGUCGGUUUAUUUGGUGAACCGGUACCCCAUUGCGAAUAAACCACUUCACACGAGAACCAUAGAGCGGAGCACUCACUGGAGACGUUGCGCACGGCUUCGGCCUGCCUUCGAAGGUGAGACCUCUGGGGCUGACUACAGGACCACGACAGCGCCGGCGCUUAGUUAUUAGCCGACAGCUUGGCGGAUCAUACGCAAGACAGAUAGAGACUUGCUUGUUGUUGUAAGUAUCUUUCUGUCUUGCGACAUGCUACAGGAGUUGGAGUAGCUUUUUUCUAAUAAAUAUGGAAGUUUCGUUUCUCCAGUAGAUGGUGGACAGUGUUGCUUGAGCUUAUCUGCGGGCUCAAUCGUAGCAAGUAGAAGAAGCUCUUUAUGACUAGUAGUAAAUGGAACUGCUGAUUUUCUAGUCAAAUUUUUUAGAGAGAAACUACUUACCCACUUGCAUGAGCUGAUGAAAGUAACAACUCAUGGAGGCCCACGGACCAGUAUCUUAUGGACCUGUCUUCAUGUUGAGUUCAUGUUGAGGUGCACGAUUCUUGGUUUAGUAGUAUUGAGUAACGGAAUCAAAAAUUAAAAUAUGCACUUCAGACACGCGCUAAGUUGCGGUAAGCAAGUCCUUACAACUAGAUAACUGAUUCUAUAUUUGUACUAUGACGAUGCAACGUGGUCAUCAUGUAGAUCUUCUUGCAGGAGUAGUAUCCGUGUACCCCUCAGGGGGACACCAGUGUGAGUAAGAGUUGGACGCCUGCAUAAGAUGAGUCGUUUCGUAACUAUCAUGAAGAUGCAGCGUCAGUUUCCAAGUGAGGAAAAUCUUUUGUGUGUAGUCAUGUAUUUCUCGUAAAUGAUUUUUUGGCACCAGUAUGCUUACGGUUACGGCGACAAGAACAAAUAGACAGAUGAAGAAUCAGAUGAAACCCAUUUGUAAACGGUGAAAUGUUCUUACCUGCUACAACCUAGAAGGACAACGGGGCUGCAUUAGAAAGUAGAUGUAUAAGUACAACAACUCCUGCUGUCUAGAGAAAGUUGUAGCAGGUCGUGACUGAAGCUGCUGCGUAGCCGCAACGGCGACUAAAAAG